Messenger RNA from Drosophila teissieri, 1977 nucleotides. RefSeq names its product serine protease gd. Bases 49 to 1398 code for a protein of 449 amino acids. The record is from RefSeq and is a predicted model, not a curated record. The transcript is spliced from 3 exons. Lineage: Eukaryota; Metazoa; Arthropoda; Insecta; Diptera; Drosophilidae. Gene Ontology annotation, molecular function: serine-type endopeptidase activity. Gene Ontology annotation, biological process: proteolysis.
AUUCCAGUUCUCGUUCAGUUCCAUUCAGCAUUGGUUGUAACCGUCGCAAUGACAAUCUGGUGGCUGACCUUGCUGGGCCUUUGUCUCAAUCUGAAUCUCGGCUCGGCGUUGCAGGUGCCGCAGCACAAUUGCGAGACGUAUUUCUCCUACUACAGGGAGAGUGAUGGAGCCUUCAUAGGCGUCUUUACCGCACCACGCGCUGGUGUGAACAGCCUAUCAUGGGAGGUGGUCUUCACAGCCCACGGAACUGACCAGGCCAGCACUGUGAGCUCCCUCAAGCCGUAUCCCGACAAGGAAAGGGCUUUUGCAAAGAUACGCAGCGGAGAACGUGGCGAGGUGUUUGUGCGCUUCCAGGAUUUCGGAAACGAGCUGCCCAAACUUGUACGGGCGGAAUUCAACGACCAGGUUCUGUGCCAAAAUGAUGAAUAUGAAGCCCCUUCGAGCACAAUGACCCGACGCCAGUCCAUGUCCACCACAACGAGAAUUACUGAAGUGCCAAAAGUAUUGGUGGUCCAGUCUCGUCCGUUGUCCCAGUCGCCUCCGGUGCUUCAGUCUCAUCCGGUGCCGAACAUACCGAACAGUUUCUCCAAUCCAUUCUUUUCCCAAAACAUUCCCAAGAUAGAGUCCGACUAUGAGGAGUGCGGCGUGGAGGGCUUUGCGCCUCUUCAAAUUGGAGGGGACCUAGUGACCCGCGGUCAGUAUCCCUGGCUAGCGGCCCUUUACGAAGGUGGAUCCUCGGCUAUAUACAAAUGUGUGGUCACGGUCAUCUCGAAGCGGACUGUGAUCACUGCAGCUCACUGCAUUUAUGGAAAGAGUGCCAGCCAACUGUGGGUCUAUCUGGGCAGGCAUGAUCGCAACGAGAAUCCCGAGAAUGGAGCCUCCCUGGUCAGCGUAAGCAAUGUGCUGACUCCGUCCGGCUACGAGGGCAGUCCAGUUCCGGAUGCGGACGUGGGCCUGCUGGUGCUGACCUAUGCGAUGGUGUACACCAAGUACAUUCGACCCCUCUGCCUAUGGGGCUCCAAUAUGGGCGUGCCACCAAAUGAGGGCGAUACUGGAGCAGUGGCCGGAUGGGGCUUCGAUAGGAGUGUCCAGAAGACGCGCUUUCCCAAGACAGUGAGUGUUCAAUUGGUGCCACGGGAUCAGUGUCUCAAGGAGAUGAAGCGGGCGGAGGACUUCAUCACGCGGCGCACCGUCUGUGCUGGCAAUUCAGAAUCACAUGGUCCUUGCUUCGGGGACUCGGGAGCUGCUCUGAUCGUCCUGCGGAACAAUCGAUGGCACGUUCGGGGAGUGGUUUCCUUAUCGCCUCGCCAGGGAGAUAUUUGCGACCUUAGCAAGUAUGUUAUCUAUUGCGAUGUUGCAAAGCACAUCGACUGGGUACGUCAAAAUAUGGUCAUGUGAGGCGCUGAAAUAACUAUAGUGUGACAAUACCGGAAAACCUAGAAAUUCAUGUGCAAGAUUCUCAAUAAAUCUCUGAGUAGUAUAAAAGAUUACCUUUUCCAAGCCCGUGGAUUUCCCAAGCAUGCAUUGCCAUCAAUCUUAGAAUAUACUUAACUUAGCUCUAAGAUCACCCCUUGCCUUAAGACUAUGACUUAGAGUACAGAUGCUUAUAAUCAUUGAUUACUAAUUUUCCAAAGAGCGAGAUUUGUGCCUUCGAAUUCUAUUAGAUCAAGUGAGAGCUCAUCAGAGAGUAACAACAACUAUAAACAAAUUAAGCUUUGUGGCACAUCUCUUGAUAAUAAUACUUUAGACUCAAGAGCUAGAAAAUCGGGUGUGAGCAACAGCAGGUUUUCUAACUCAGUAACUGAUAUGUCUCCUUAUCAGUAAAGAGAAAGAUCAUUUUUCUUUUUUUCUACCUUUAAAUUUAUUAAUUAUAAGUCUAACCCCAUCAAUAUUGAAAGCGGCAAUUCGAUCAAUGAUCGUUAGCUUUCAAUACAAUUAAUCUCUUUGAAUUGAAUACAUUGUUUUGUUUAUACAAAA